CCAAACGGAUUGUUGAUUCCAGCAUAUACUCGCUUUAAUAAAAAAUACUAUUCUCUCAUACAAAAUAAAUACAAAAAAAAAAAAAAAACAACAAAAAUAGAUUCUUAACUUGCAAGCUGUGUGUCAUGGAUUAUAGCCAAGAGCGUGUAUAAGCCACCUCUCAUGUGGUGCGUUUGAUUGUGUGUUGUAUAUUUUAUAGACAUUUUUUUUCUGUUUUUAUAUUUUUUUUUAUAACAAGAAGAACGAGUCUUAAGCUUAAGAAAAAAAUAAUAAAAUACAAAAAUCAACUCUGAGACUCUGAUGUCAGUCCAUGUUCAGUCUUGAUUUGUAUCGCGGUGAAUUUGGUUCACAUUUAGUUUUAUAAUUUAUAAUUUUUGUCUUGUUGCUUCCAAAGUUGGAAUUCUAUAUUCAUAUAAUUUCUUACUCUACUCCACACGCAUCAAUUCGUGCUCAUGUGUACUUUUGUCACAUGCAUACUAGCUGACUGGUGUAACAUAUGUUAAUAUUUUCGUGUGAAAUUAAGUGAAAAAAUUACAAGAUAUUGUUAAAAAGUUGAAAGGUGUCGAAAAAUCUGUUGAAAAUUUUAAUUUUUUUGGGGGCCCGUAUCGAAAGUCAUCUUAAGAAAUAAAAAUAAAUUUAAAAAAAAAGUGAAAAGAGUGUUCUAGAUUAAAACCCUGUUUACUGUGCAACUUGUUGAAAGUAGUUUCAAGUGUCUUUUUUUGUAUUAGAAAAAGAAAGAAAGAGUUCAAAAACUCAAGUCAAGGAUAACCUACCGCCUACAUACUGUCUACCAACUUUUUUUUUUUUUUUGUUGAUCUGUCUUAAAUUUACUCUUUUCUGUGUGUCUUCGUAUAUCUAUAUAAGAAGUACCUAUCAGCCAACCGGAAAGUUAUUAAAAAAAUAAAAAAACAUUUUUUGGACUGCAUCAUAUGUCAUCUUUUUCCACCUACGUAUUUUAGCCGCAUUUCUUACUACAACUUUGUCAAUAAAAAAAAGAGAAACAACGAUAAUCAUAAAAAAAGGUGGUGCGCGUGUUUGGAAAGUAUAUCUAGACUAUAUACAACUUAAAAACUAGAUUUUUCUUCGUCUUUUGAAUCGAAGAAUACUCAAAAGUUAUGAACCAUACAAACAAUUUGUUGAUAUUUUUAAAAACCACUCAAAUCAGUAACUGAAGAAGAAAAAAACUCACUCAAUUCCUACAAAAAUCACUCAAAUUUUAAAACUUAAAGAACAAAAAUAAAUAAAAAAAAACAUGGAAGUUGCAAUACCAGGGAGUAAUAAUGGUAGUACACCAUUUCAACGCGAAGUAAGAGAAUGGCAACGUCUCGAUCCAAAUACGGGAGCCCUUCUAACUGGCCGCUUGGAAGCUGAUCGAUGGAUAAAUGGAUCACUUAAUAGUUACGGCAAGGUGGUCGAUUCACAGAACGUCUCACAACCCAACGGCACACAACACAGUCAACGCAAGCAGCUGGAAGUGCUGCAGGCUCGUACAUCCUCUGGCUCCAUGCAGGUGAUACGAGCCCACACUGUUCAAACAACAUCAUCCCGCUGGACAGCCACAUCAUCAUCCUCAGCCUCAUCGUCGAAUUCAACGAGUCCUGCUCUAAUGACGUCACUAAAUGCUAGUGCUAGUACAACAACUGGUGGAUAUUUUCCAUCAAGACUUCAUGCCAAUCUUGGUCUAACAAAUGAAACAUCAUCAGCAAUAGCUGAUUAUAGCAUUAGUAAUAAUGGUAGUGGUGGAUUAAACACAAUAACAACAACUACAACAGAUGAUGAUCAUUUGGCUAGCAAUUUGCAUAUAAAUCACCAUGCCAAACUGCAACAGCAUUUGUUUAGUACGGCGCCAAGUUUGAAAUUGAGCAAUCUAAUGAAAAGCACACCCAGCAUAACAAAUGGUACCAACAGCAGCAACCUUAGCAACAGUGGUAGUCAAAACAAAGCCAUCCUACACAGAUCUAUCAAUAACAAUAAAAACAACAACACAAACAAUUCUCCAACAACAGAAACAACAUUUAAUCGACCACAGCGCCAUCAGCAUCAAUUCCUUUCAUCCUCAUCAAGACAACUACAAAAUAACGAUUCCAUAGCGACGACAGCAGCAGCACUCCUGCAACAGGCAUCAUCAUCAACAUCAUCGAUGUCAUCGACUUGCACUAUUGCUCCAACAAUAUCUAGCCGCCAAAUUACGACUACCAGUUCGGGAUCAUUUUGUUACGACAGCAGCCGAUACGAUCUGCCCACAAUAAUGACAGAUACUUAUGUAGGUGGCAGUAGUGUCGGCGGUGGUAGUAGUAAUGGAAGAAUCAUAGAUAUCUGUAGUCGCGAUUUAGACGACGAUGUUGGCGUUGUUGGUGUUGACGACAAUAAUGAUGAUCGACUUCACUCAUCAUCGUCAACUACUUUGUUGUCAUCGUCGUCGUCGUCAAAUCGUCAACAGAAUCAACGAGAAACUAUUUGGCAACCAUCAUCAUCAUCAUCGGUGACACUUCAGCGAGGGCGUUCCAUUUCAACAGACGACCUGUCAACAAAAAAUGUCAAUCCAGAUGGCGUUGGUGGCGGCAAUAGUAAUGGUAUUGGUGGUAAUUGUGAUGAGGAUUAUGAUGAACCAGCUGAAUGGCGACGGGUUUCUAAAAUUCGUCGCUCAUUUCAGUUUCCAUCGACAUCGACCGCAGAGACAUCACGAUCACGUCCCGCUGAUCUACCUGCUAGUUCUGUUAGUGUAUCGAAAAUUCGUGAAGAAUUAGAAAAUGGUCGUCGAUUAAGUACAGCAAUGCGAAAUAAUCAUCUCGAUUUAGUUGCCUUAGAUAAUAUAUUAAAUGGAGGUGGAGGAGGUAGUGCAACAUCAUCACCAUUGACAGCUCGAAAGAAAACCGCUUCAUUUUUGACAGCUGAAUCAUUGAAAGAAAUCCGCGGAAAGCUUAAGAAACUCAGUGAUGAAUCACUUUAUAAAGAUGAUUUUGUAACGAAAUUAGAAGCUGAACGAGAUGAUUCUCCAGAUAAAGUGGCGCCCAACACAACAGCAGAUUCAACAUUUCAAUAUAAACCCCGAUCAAAUGGAACCGUUCACACUACAAAUAGUCUCGAAUCGAGAAGUGUCAAAUAUAAGGAUACUUCGUCAGCUGAAUGGCAUCUGCGUCGAAAGUCAUAUGGUUUUGAGAAGAUGUCACCGCCAGAUGAUAAAAGUAUGUUUCGAUUCGAAAAUUCCACUGAUAGUGGCUUAGGACGAUCAAGUGACUUGGGUAAUUGGUCUCCAACAACAGAUUCAGCUAAUUCAGCAAUUAGCCGAGCUACUGUAAUUACAUUUGGCGAACAACAACAAACCAAACAAAUCAGUAGUUCUGAAAGUAAAGUCCGUCCAAUGGUUCAAAGACGUUUACGCAAUCGUACACAGCCUCAAUCUGAAGCUGAAUCGGCCGAAAUGAAACGCCAUUCAAUUGCCGUCGAUGAAAGUCAAUAUGUUCGUGAGAAUUUGCGAAAAACUUCUGCAGUCAAUUUAAAUGGAUUCUAUUCGAAAGAUUCGUCACCUCUGAAUUCCGGAUUUAGUGAUGACAAUUCAAGACGUCAAAAACGUGUGGAAUUCUGUAAGACCGAAGUUCAUUUUGCUGCUGAAUCGGGGCGCGUGAAUAUUGUCGAAACCGAUGGUAAACCACCACCAUCGAAUAAUUUCCGACGCAGAAGACGAAGUAGCAGUAGCAGCAGUACAAGUUCUACCACCAGUUCUACCACCAGUGCUGCCAACUCUUCUCUGGAUUCGAACAAAAAUAAUCUCCCAGUUAUACAUUUUGGUGAUGAACGUAAAGCAACAUUCGAUAGUUUGGAACUCGACGAAGAAGUUAUCGAUGACAAGAAUAAUGUUACCGUUUCGAUACCAAUCAAUGUGGAAAGAAAUUUCGAUUCAGCCGAAAGUCGAGAUGGAGAUGCAGAACAUCAAGAUGAAAUUUCGAUUCGUGGAAUUUUAAAAAAUAAACCACCUAAACCGAAACCAUAUCAUUUGGGGGAGAAUAUCGAAAGUUCGGAUGCUCUUUGGGGUGUUCAAUUGAAACCGGUAGCUGCUGCUCGAGGUUUUAGUGGUGAAAGAGAUCAAACUGAAGAAGACUUUAAAGAAGCUACAGUUUCGUCAAAAUCGGUUGCUGAACGAGUUCGAAUUGUCGAAGAACGAAAAGAAGGAACUGGAUACUCAACGAAAAUCAAUCUAAACCUAUCGAAUUCACCCUACGAAUGGACUGACACAUCAGGUACCUUAAAGACCUAUUAUGAUGAACAACUUCAAAAAGACUUUUAUGGAACUUCUGGACUCAACACCAACAAACAACACUCCUCCCCACAACUCACUGAAGAAAGCCUAAAAUCUACCCCACUCAUAAUCAAGACUUUACGAUCAGCUAAUCAAUUCGAUGAAGCUAUGAGAAGACUGAGUAUUUCAUCGAAUACAUCAAGUGGUGCUGAAACGGCUAUGGCUUCGAUUACAACAAAGCAUGUGUCAAGCUUAAGUCAUAUAACUAAGGCUGGUAAUGCUUCAUCAUUGAAUGGAGGAGACUUAAAGACUGCUUACAAUCAUCAUUCGGAGAAAUUUCAUAGUUCUUCUUCAUCAACAAUGACAACAACAACACCGACGAUGAAACCGAUUGCAGCGCCAAGACUUAAAGUAGUUGGUUCGAGUUCGAAUUCGGUUAGUCAUCAGCUGUCACAAUUGAGACGUAUGUAUGAUUAUGCUGGAUUAGAUAGUGAUGAUAGUGCUAGAGCUGAUGAAGAAGUUAAGGGUUAUUUUGUUGGCGAUUUGGAUGAAGAUGAAGAUGACAAUGACAAUGAUGGUGGUUUUGACGCUACCGAAUUAUCGGGUAGUUGGAGUCGUGUCAAAGCUAAACGGAAUGAGUUGAAAAUUCAAACAGCAAAGAAAAUUCAUCAAGAACUUCCUCAGUCAAAUAUAAUGAACAUUGAAUUGCACUCCCCUUUGACGCCAACAAUUAAAAAACCAGAACUGAUACGAAUGCAGGCACCAGUUGCUAAGCCACGAACUUCCGCAGCAGUUAAACAAAGUACGGUCCACAAACAAAUUGAAGUCCAACAAACUCAUCAACAAGUUACAACAAAAUCAGUAAAUCAUGUAGCUCCACAACAAAUUCAAGCUGAAAAAGAAGCCGCAAAUGAAAAUUUGAAAAUUGUCAAAGAAGCUCGUGGAGCUCGAAAGCUUCGUGAUCAUGAAUUAUCUUAUUUUGGUAUUAAAAUGGGUUCCAAUGACACCACAGAUACAAGAUCAACAAAGUCAAGACUUACCACCAAUACAACUUCAACAACAUCAUCGAAAAGAUCUCUGCCAAGUCGUAAGCUACCAUCAACUACAAAGACUGAAGAGAGAUCAUCAUCAUUAUCGAAUAAAUGGAGUCUUCCUAACGAUAAGCCCGAUUUACUUCGACAUAGUCCGAUUUUAGUCGAACCCCAAGUUAUAACAAAGACAGCUAUUGUCGCGCCAUCUAUCGGCAAACAACGGCAACGCAGUAAAAGUCCUGCAUAUAGCUCAGACGAACAAACUGACGGGAUAUAUGAAAAUAUUAAGCAACCAUAUUGCCGACAAAAGGAUCUGCAACGUGACGAGAUGAUCCUUGAUGAGAUGACCAAGACUGCUGAUCAAACAAUGAAGGCUGUUUCUGAUGAAGCUGCCCAAAAAGAUCUGCGUCGACGUUCCAUCUCUCGACGAUCAUCGAAACCCCUCGAAACAAUCGAUGAGAAGUUCUCGAAAUCCGUUAGCAAAACAGCCUUGCGGGCAAAAACAACAACUGCUCAUCGACUUGUCCGUGAAUGUUCAAAUCGCCCAUCAUCAGCAUCGUCUGGUGAAAGCUUGCCAACAACUCCAAUCGCCCCAAGAGCUCGCUCUAGAUCACGCGACAAUGUCGAAUAUGCCAAUGUUAAAUCGAAGCCUAUAAGUCGUCCCAUAAAACACCGAUCGAGCAGUGGUGAAUCACGAAGAUCCGUCACAAGCUCUACCGAAGACAUUACACAACAACCGAGGAUAAGUAAAUCGUCGAUUAAACGAUCCUCAACGAAAGACGAACCGCAAUUGGUGAGACAUCAUCAUCGUCCUCUCCAAUCACAGCAGCGUUCGUUACGAAGCAGUACCGAAAGCCACGAUCGGCACAAGGUCACCCCACGAUCAUCGACCAGAGAUCGUGUCGAGAGUCAUGACCCAUCACAGUCGCACCAGCACAGUCGCUCUUCACAUCGAAGCUCACAUGGAGCAACGAAAUCCGAUGUGGAACAACACAAGCGUAGCUCUCACUCCUCCACAGUGGAAUCAAAGAGCAGCAGCACAAAAGCAACAAAUCGCAGCCGAGCAACAUCAGACAAUGAAAAACCAAGCAAAUCUUCAACUGAACGCACAUCAAGAUCAAAAGGUCAUUCUAACCAAUCGGAGAGCAGGCCCCAUCAUCGUUCCUUGGGCAGCAAAACGGCCACAAUGUCAUCGUCGGGCGGCAACAAUUCCGACACUUUGAUUCAGAGUAAAAAUGCUAACAGAUCAACUCAUUCAUCUUCAUUAAAGACAGCAACAUCAACAACAAAACGUUCCAGUAAGGAUCGAAAGUGAUAAGCAUGAAGAUGUCCACAAAAAUACAUCACAUGGAAAUGAGACAGAACUUUAAUAAUAAAAAAUAUGUUUUGUUUAAUAUUUAAAAUAAAAAAAAAAAAAAAAAAUAAAAUAAAUAAGACGAAAAAAUCGAUUUCGUAAAUUACUAAUCAUAACUAAUCUAUAAAACAAAAAAGGAAUAAUCCACUUUGAAGUAAA
This is a messenger RNA of Episyrphus balteatus (marmalade hoverfly), 6781 nucleotides long. Its product is annotated as serine-rich adhesin for platelets. The record is from RefSeq and is a predicted model, not a curated record. The transcript is spliced from 12 exons. Lineage: Eukaryota; Metazoa; Arthropoda; Insecta; Diptera; Syrphidae. Bases 1253 to 6583 code for a protein of 1776 amino acids.